Molecule: messenger RNA, 1468 nt
Organism: Rosa chinensis
Lineage: Eukaryota; Viridiplantae; Streptophyta; Magnoliopsida; Rosales; Rosaceae
Exons: 5
Coding region: 155-1171 (338 amino acids)
Biological process (GO): protein peptidyl-prolyl isomerization
Molecular function (GO): peptidyl-prolyl cis-trans isomerase activity
Source: RefSeq, a predicted model, not a curated record
CAGUUACUUACUGAAUACCAAUUCCCUCUUCCACUCCAUGAUCAAUCUUUGUCAAAGGUCAACGUCCACAUCUUCCAACCCCAAAAUACCUUUACCAUUACUCCACAGAUCCUAAAUCCCUUUCUGGGUCUCCUUCUUCCCUACCAAAUCUCAAAUGGGUCGGAGGCAGAACGACCCAGAAGCCACCCAUUACUCCACUCCCUUCCUCCUCUGGGUGGGUCUGGUCUCCUGUGCUCUGGUCUACGCUCUUCUCUCUGUGGUGCUUAAACCCAAUGCGCCUGAGCUCGGGUCAAUGGCAUUGGUGGAACAGAGUGGGGAGAAGGGAGAGAGUGAUAGGGGGUGUUGCAGAGGGAUUGAGAAUUUGGAGCUGUGGGGUGCAGCUGUGAAGUGGGGUUCUGAGUUUAAGUUCAAUUCUUCUGAGGAGUGUUGCCAGUCUUGUAAAGCAAUGUGUACUGGGACUGAUGGGCCUUGUUUGUGUGAUAGUUGGGUCUUCUGUGGGAAGAAGGAGGCUUGUGGCUCUAAAUUUGGUGAGUGCUGGUUGAAGAAGCAGAAGGAUACAUUGUCCCCUCAGCGCCAAGAAACAGGGGAGAAAGUUAGUUGGACAUCUGGAAUCAUCUUUGGGAGAGGAGAGGGCAUUGUUGGCUUGGAAACACAAUAUGGGACUCUACAUAUAAAACUUUUCCCUGACUGUGCCCCUCAUUCUGUGGCCUACAUUCUUGAGUUGUUGGAAUUGCGUCAUUGUGCAGGCUGCCAAUUCUAUCGUGCAGAGAGCCGUGGGGAAUCAUGGGACUCAGAAGGAAACCACAUUAAAGAUGCUCCUUUCGGCCCACCUUUUGCACUGGUUCAGGGAACACUGGAAGCCCAAGGAGCCACAUUUAAGAAGUUUCCAACUGAAGUUUGCCCAACCUUAAGAAGGGGUUCGGUAGCAUGGAUUGGCUCUGGUCCUGAAUUUUUCAUAAGCCUUGCGAACCAUGAGGAGUGGAAAAAAGAAUACACUGUCUUUGCUUCUGUUCUUCCAGAAGACAUGUACAUCGCUGAGAAAAUCACCCAGCUUCCCACCACCCCUGAUGUUUGGAACAAUAUCAAUGUGUCAGUGUUGGAGAAGCCUGUUCCUUUGAUGUUGCGAAGAAUCAAGACAAGCCAUGGGGAUCUCACCAGAAACGGAAAAUAAGAUUAGAAAAGCCUAUAUAAUCCUGGUAUGCAUAUGAUGAAAUUUGAUCCCUCUAUCCGGUUUCCUCUCCGUAUUCUAACUUAAGUUUGCAUUGCUUUCUUGGAGAGAUAACUGACUUAGAUGGAACUUAAAGAAAGUUUUCGAGUUUACAUGUAACAAACUUCAUUCAUGUAUCAGACCAUAUACCAAGCAGGGAAUAGUAACAGACUCUGGAAAGCAAGAAAGUUUUUUUGUUUUCAUGUACCAAACUUCAUUGAUGUAUCAGAUUAAAUACAAAGCAUGAGAAUAGUUAACCCA